Molecule: messenger RNA, 987 nt
Organism: Conger conger (European conger)
Lineage: Eukaryota; Metazoa; Chordata; Actinopteri; Anguilliformes; Congridae
Gene: crcp
Product: calcitonin gene-related peptide-receptor component protein
Exons: 6
Coding region: 379-792 (137 amino acids)
Biological process (GO): transcription initiation at RNA polymerase III promoter
Cellular component (GO): RNA polymerase III complex
Molecular function (GO): nucleotide binding
Source: RefSeq, a predicted model, not a curated record
ACAUUCCCCCAGAAACCUACGGAGCCCGGGAGAGGACAUGUAAUUUAGAGUGUUAAAAACGAGCUUAUAAUAAAGUUGCACGUUCUAACAAUUUGCAAAGGUACAAAGCUGUCGAGAGGAGAUAUCGUAGUCAAUACAUUGGAAUAAAAUAACAAAACCGCGGAAUGUACACAUAGUGUGGCAAUUAUUAGCUAGUCCACUUGAAAGCUAGGACCUAGCUUGAAACGGAACUAACGAACCAAAUUCAUUGUUUGUCACGGAGCUGAAAGGAGGUGGGACAGACGCAUUGAAAGAUGGAAGUGGGAGGAGCACUGCACAGGUUGGACUGGUGCUAAUCUGUGUCUGUGCCUGCCUUUCAGGAAGGAUGCCAAUGCUGCAAUGCUCAGUAACUAUGAGGUAUUCCAGCUCCUCACUGACCUCAAGGAGCAGAGGAAAGAGAGUGGGAAGAGCAAACACAGCGCCGGGCAGCAGAACCUGAACACCAUCAUGUACGAGACCCUGAAGUACCUGUCCAAGACUCCCUGCAGCCACCAAACACCGGAGACCGUGAAGGAGUUUCUGACCGCCAUGUUACCACACAAAAUCACCAAAGCAGAGAAGCUGCAGCUCCUGAAUCACAGACCGCAGACAGCAGUGGAGAUCCAGCUGAUGGUAGAGGAGAGUGAGGAGAGGCUGACUGAGGAGCAGAUUGAGGAUCUGUUGACUACGGUGACGGGGAUCCUCCCUGGCGACCCCCAGCAGGAAAGUGGCUCCGCCCCUGAUGACGCAGAGAUGGAGGGGGCCAAAAGCUAGGCAGACUGCCACCUGCUGGCGGGAGCACUGCACUGCAGUCAGGAGAAGGCCUUUGCACUGUGCUGGUUUAUAAUGUGUUCAUGUUGUUUAUAAUGCUGCAUUCAUCAUGUGUUUAUAAGGUAUCACUCUGAUGCUGCUCAUUCUGUUUAAUUCAGUCUCAUGUGUUAUUUAUUAAUAAAAAGGGCUUUCACACAG